Messenger RNA from Eucalyptus grandis, 1292 nucleotides. Its product is annotated as recQ-mediated genome instability protein 2. Gene Ontology annotation, cellular component: cytosol; nuclear speck. Bases 185 to 613 code for a protein of 142 amino acids. Gene Ontology annotation, biological process: maintenance of rDNA; regulation of sister chromatid segregation; negative regulation of double-strand break repair via homologous recombination. The transcript has 5 exons. The record is from RefSeq and is a predicted model, not a curated record. Lineage: Eukaryota; Viridiplantae; Streptophyta; Magnoliopsida; Myrtales; Myrtaceae.
AGUAAAUGGGAAACCACCAAAAAAUAGCUCCAGUUCAAGCAAGAGCUUCGAGUGUCCGUUGAGCUCGCGGCGGCGCUGAAGAGCGGUGAAGGCCCUAGAUCCUCCAUCUCGUCGGCUGCAAUCUUCGCUGGUCGUCGGACUUUGGUGAGAGAAGGAAAGAAAGAGGCUCUGGAGAGGGAAAAAUAUGGAUUACAGCUUAGCAGCGCUAAAACUGCUGAGCUUCCAGUUGAAGGAGGCCGUUGAAGCCACAUCAUCCUGCUCCUCCUCCUCCUCGUCUUCUUCUCCCAAUGCCUUCACUCUCGGUGGCCUCCUCUUUCAGCGAGCCUGGUUACAGGGCAUUCUGGUUUUGGUGCAUGACCAAGAGCGGUUGCUGAUUGAUGAUGGCACUGGAGUCAUCGAGCUCUCUCUCCCUAGCGAGUUUCGCCUCCGCCCCUGGAAAGCAGGAAUGUACGUGAUGGUUGUUGGAGCAUAUUCUGCGCGUGAAGGAGAGCUCCCUAUGAUUAAGGUUCACAAGAUGGUUGAUCUCUCAGCAUCUCCGGAUCGAGAGGCCAUGUGGUAUCUUGAAGUUCUUGAAGCCUACAGAUUGUUUUACAAACCAUUGAUCGAGGAGUAAAACUGGAUUGCCUUUUACUAUUGCUUUGAAAUUCCCUCACUCCUUCGUGUCCCAAAUAUGUGCAAUGCAUCUUAAUUUUACCAUCUAUCCCUGGACAAUGCAAUACUUUGACUUAAGUAAUGAAUUCGAGGUUCAUUCGAUUGCCCACAGCUGCAUCUAUUUAUCACUGUAAGUGCUUCUUCACCAACACACUGAAAUUAGAAUACUUAUGCUAGAAUACUCUCAUUGAUUUCUUCUUCUUUCUCGUUUUAUUUAUGUGGCUUCCGACAGAGCAUUUUAAGGUCCCAUGAGGAAUUCGACUAGGAAGCUUGGGAAUCUGAGGAGGUUCCUAGUUCUUUCUUGUCUCGAUUAUUUUCAGUGGCUUUAAUUGCUCAUGGGAUGAGAUGAAGCUGGUGGCGUUCUUGUCGGAGAACUAUGAAGUCUUGCAGAGAAUGGGAGCGAACUCUGAUCUUGUGGAGGAAACAACGAAGUAAGAAGAACACCAAAGGUAACAUAAAACGUUUUUCUGAUUUAUCGAGUAGAAUUCUCUGGAGAAGAAGAACGAUUUAGGAGUUUGAAUGUUCUGUUUUCGACCCGCUGCUAGAAUGUAAUUGGAUAUGAGAAAACAAGGAGGUGCUUCAACGUUUUGUUAUGGAGCUGAUUAUGACAAUGUGCCUCUUCUGAUCUGUUUUCAUUCUAU